Molecule: messenger RNA, 1560 nt
Organism: Adineta ricciae
Lineage: Eukaryota; Metazoa; Rotifera; Eurotatoria; Adinetida; Adinetidae
Source: the annotation of a GenBank genome assembly
AUGAUGUUGUUUUUCAUACUGAUCCUUUUCGUACCAAACGUCUUUGCUGAUGAGCCCGCUCUUGUCCACACUCAAUAUGGAGACAUAUUGGGUUAUCAAACGAAUAUGUCUCGAGUCUUCUAUGGAAUUCCAUUUGCACAACCGCCUGUGGGUGCAUUGAGAUGGCAAUCAACAGUACCUAUUACAAAAUGGGCCCCGAAAAUAAUCAAUGCUACUCGACCAGCACCUGUUUGUCCACAACCUCCUUGUCCACCAUCAACAGGAUCAAUAAAAUGUCCUACGCUGCCUGUUACGUCAGAAGAUUGCCUUUAUUUGAAUAUUUUCACACCAUUAACAAGUAACUUGUCGUUAGCAGCUCUUCUUCCAGUAAUGAUCUUUAUUCAUGGUGGUGAUUUUCAAUAUUUGUCUCCAUCAGAUCCGAUCUACGAAUCCGAGCGUCUACACAUAUGUUCCAAAUCAUCAACGAACAUUCGCCGUGCGUUUCUAGGAGUUCUGGGAUAUUUGGCAACUGGCAAUGGUCCUAACGAUCUCAAAGGUAAUUAUGGAAUACUUGAUCAACGAAUGGCUAUUGUUUGGGUCAAAGAGAACAUCAAUGCGUUUGGUGGUGACCCCAAUCAGAUUACACUAUUCGGACAAAGUUCUGGUGCGCAGUCAACUGCUCUUCAUUAUGUAACCAGUGAAAUGCAACCCUUUUUUCAACGAGCAAUUAUCCAAAGUUCUCCAAUGACUGUUCCUUUCAGAACAUAUUUAGGCAAUGUGGCACUGACCGUUCUUCUUGCUGAACAAUUGCACUGUUCUCCGAACAAUUUGACCUGUUUUCGGUCUCGGUCAGCUGAUGAAAUCAUUACUGCUCAAGCACAAGUUAAUCAAAAGAUCACUUCGUUGAAUCCGUUGUCCUUCUUCGAACCAUGGUUACCAGUGAUUGAUAAUGAUAUUGUUCAUGGAUCGCUUGUUAACACAAUUCAGAAUGUUUCAUUUCCGUUGAAACCAUUAAUUAUUGGUACAGUAACAGAUGAAUGUUACGAUAUGGUACAUGUUGCAUGGAAUAAAAGUGUAACAAUCAGUGAAUACGCUGCGUUGGCUAUUGGUCUCUUUGGAGAACAAGCGCUAAAAGUUCUUGAACACUAUCCACCACUUAGUUCAGGUGAUCAACGACCAAAUAUUGUUCGUAUUGCGACAGAAUGGAUCUUUACUUGUUCCACUCGUCUUUUCGCUCGAAAAUCUGCAUCAUAUUCGUAUGUAUUCGGUUAUCCGUAUAACAAAGUCAAUACACUGAAUUGUCCUGAUCAUGCUUGUCAUGGUGAUGAAGUCGCGUAUGUCUUCCAAUCAUUUUGGCAACGUUUCACUGACAUUGGUCGAUACAUAUCGCAAGGCAUGGGCACUUAUUGGACAAACUUUGCGAAAAGUCAAAAUCCAAAUGAUCCAUCGAGUGUACCUUUAGUAUGGCCAAAGUACACAGAUGGAAAUGAAACAUAUCUGUUCAUUGAAAAUCCAUUUCAACUAGGAAACAGCUAUGUGAAAGAUGAUUGCGAUUUAUGGGACCAAAUCGGCUAUAAAUAA